This is a messenger RNA of Spodoptera littoralis (African cotton leafworm), 1278 nucleotides long. The record is from the annotation of a GenBank genome assembly. NCBI's taxonomy places the organism in Eukaryota, Metazoa, Arthropoda, Insecta, Lepidoptera, Noctuidae.
AUGAAUUUUUGGAGUGCACAGUGUUUUAUGAUUUUUGCAGUUCUCAGCGUGGUUACAUCGUCCAGAGUGCUAGAACUAAGCGACAAAUUUAUUGAUAUAAGCAAUGAGGGUAUGUGGUUCGUGAAGUUCUAUGCGCCAUGGUGCGCUCACUGUCGGAGGAUAGAACCUAUAUGGGCACAUGUCGCCCAGUCACUCUACAACACUCCUAUAAAAGUAGCAAAAGUUGAUUGUACUAGAUUUAUGGCUGUCGCAACACAGUUCAAAGUCAGAGCAUACCCAACAAUCAUGUUUAUAAAAGGUCCCUAUCGUCAUGAGUAUAUUGGUGAGCGUGUUAAAGAAGAUAUGGUUAAUUAUGCCCUGCGGAUGUCUCAACCUGCUGUUCAGAGGUUGUCACAGGCUGAUAGUCUUGGGUAUUUGAAGGAGACUCAUCCAGUUUUCUUUGGAUAUGUAGGAAAACAACAAGGACCAUUAUGGGAAAUAUUCACAAUACAUGCAGAAAAGUAUCAACCACAUACAUGGUUCUAUGCAAUGUCACAUGAACUCUUGAAAAAUGAUGUGAAAAUACCAAAUGAAACGGCUGUAUUUGUUUACAAAGACGAUGAGGCAUACUUCUUUGAUGCAAAUCCUUCAUUAAUUGAAGAUAAAGAAGCCUUAAAUGUAACUUUGGAUAAAUGGAUUAACUCUGAGAGGUUUGGCCUCUUCCCAAAGGUCACUAGAUCAAACAUAAAUGAAUUAAUGGACAUAGAAAAAUAUAUAGUUAUUGCAAUUGUUUCUGAAAAUAAAUUAAAUGAAAUAACUCAAACAGAGAGAGACUUUAAAGACAUGGUAGAGAGCAUUAUCAAGAAGAGGAAACGAGAUCUUCAUCAUAGAUUCCAGUUUGGUUGGAUGGGAAAUCCAGAGUUAGCUAACUCAAUAGCUAUGUCUGAACUGACAAUACCUCACUUGAUAGUUCUCAACUCAACAACAGGCCACCACCAUAUUCCUGAAGAUGAUCCUGUUCUCAUGACACCUGAAGCUGUUUCAAUGUUCCUGGAUCAAAUUCAUAAUCAAGUAGCACCGACAUAUGGAGGCAACAGUUGGCUUGUCCGUUGCUACAGAGGCUUUUUUGAAGCUAGAACUACAUUAACGAACAUGUGGAGAGGAAACCCAGUAUUAACGGCCCUCGUGUUCGGUCUACCCUUAGGAUUUUUAUCGCUUAUUUGUUACUCGGUAUGUUGUGCUGACAUACUUGAUGCAGAAGAAGAAGAUACUCCAGAAACUCAUGAGAAGAAGGAUUAA